This is a messenger RNA of Rotaria sordida, 2652 nucleotides long. NCBI's taxonomy places the organism in Eukaryota, Metazoa, Rotifera, Eurotatoria, Philodinida, Philodinidae. The record is from the annotation of a GenBank genome assembly.
AUGAAUAAAAUACCAUUUUUAAAAAAGAAAGAAGUUGAAGAGGAAAAUCGAACAAUCCGAGCUAAUGAUCCUGAAGCCAAUACUGCAAAAGAAUUUGCUGGUAAUCAAAUAUCGACGUCAAAAUAUAAUUUAAUAACAUUUUUACCUAAAAAUCUUUUUGAACAAUUUCGUCGAUUAGCUAAUGCUUAUUUUUUAUUUCUUCUAUGUUUGCAACUUAUUCCACAAAUUAGUUCAUUAGCACCUGUUACAACUAUUUUACCACUUGUUUUUGUCUUAUCAUUAACUGCAAUAAAAGAUGCUAGUGAUGAUAUUGCAAGGCAUCGUAGUGAUAGUCAAGUAAAUAAUUGUGAAACCAAAACAGUAGUUGGAAAUGAAUUAGUAACUAGGAAAUGGAAAGAUAUUAAAGUGGAUGAUAUGAUACGAUUAGAAAAUAAUGAAUUUGUUACUACUGAUAUUGUUCUUAUAUCAACAAGUGAACCAAAUAGUCUUUGUUAUAUAGAAACAGCUGAAUUAGAUGGUGAAACAAAUCUUAAAGCACGACAAGUUUUAGAAGAAACAUGUGCUCUUGAAGAUCAUAUUGAUCAAUUGUCGAAUUUUCAUGGAAAAACAUUACCAUUAAAAAAUGAUAAUGUUCUUUUACAUGGCACUAGGCUAAGAAAUACACAAUGGGAUUUUGGAAUUGUUUGUUAUGCUGGUCCAGAUACGAAAUUAAUGAAAAAUAAUGGAAAAGCAAAAUUUAAACGAACUAAAAUUGAUUAUUUACUUAAUCGCAUCAUUCUUGGUAUCUUUCUUUUCUUAUUAAUAAUGUGUGCAAUAAUGACAAUCUGUAGUGACUUUUGGGAAUUAUUUGUUGGUUAUGAUUUUUCUAUAUAUUUACCAUGGGAAACAUAUGUAUCUACUAAUCAACAGAUUGAUGCACUUGAAAUAAGUUUAUUAGUAUUUUUAUCAUAUAUAAUUAUAUUAAAUAUUGUUGUAUCAAUAUCACUUUAUGUUAGUGUUGAAUUUAUAUGUUUAUUACAAUCUAAAUGGAUUGAUUGGGAUAUUAAAAUAUAUUAUGAACUAAAUAAUGUACAAGCACAAGCUUGUACAACAACAUUAAAUGAAGAAUUAGGACAAAUUGAAUAUAUUUUUUCGGAUAAAACAGGAACAUUAAUACAGAAUAUAAUGACAUUUAAUAAAUGUUCAAUACGAGAAAAACUUUAUGAUUAUGUAACUGAUGAAGCUGGUAAUGAAAUACAAGAUACUGAAAAAUUAAAACCAAUUGAAUUUGAAGAAAAAGAAAAAGAUGAUUAUUUUCAAUGGUAUAAUCAAAUAUUACUUGAUACUAUUAAAAACAAUGAUAAAGAUGUAAAUAAUUUUUUUGCAUUAUUAUCUCUUUGUCAUACGAUUAUGCCCGAAGAAAAAGAUGGAAAAAUUAUAUAUCAAGCACAAUCAUUUGAUGAAAAUGUACUUGUUUCUGCAUCACGUACAUUUGAUUUUGUAUUUCUUAUUAUUGUUAAAAAAGAUGGAAAAUUAGUUUUAUAUUGUAAAGGUGCUGAUAGUAAAAUAAAAGAACGUUUAGACUCAUCAGAAAAAGAUAUAAUGACUGAAACAGAUGAACAUUUAAAUAAAUUUGCUACGGAAGAUUUUCGUACACUUUAUUUAGCAUAUAGAGAAUUGAAUGAAAGUGAAUAUAGAGAAUGGUCUGAAAAAAUGAAUCAAGCAAAUACGAGUAUGGAAAAACGAGAAGAAAAAGUCAAAGAUGCAUAUGAACAAAUAGAAAAUCAUCUCAAAUUAAUUGGUGCUACAGCUAUCGAAGAUAAAUUACAAGAUGGUGUACCUCAAUGUAUUGAACGUUUAGCAUGUGCUGGUAUUAAAAUUUGGGUUUUAACUGGUGAUAAAAUUGGUUUUGGUUUAUUAAUUACAGGUCAAGCAUUAGGAUAUGCAUUAGAAAAUAAAUUAAAAAUGAAAUUUCUUGAACUUGGUACAAUGUGUAAAGCUGUUGUUUGUUGUCGUGUAACACUAUUACAAAAAGCUCAAGUUAUUGAAUUAGUUAUGCAAAAUGAAAAAAAAACUACAUUAGCUAUUGGUGAUGGUGCUAAUGAUGUAUCAAUGAUACAAAAAGCACAUAUUCGAGUUGGUAUUAGUGGACAAGAAGGUCGACAAGCUGUUUUAGCAAGUGAUUAUAGAUUUGGACAAUUUCGUUUUCUUGAAAGAUUAUUAUUGGUUCAUGUUCGUUGGUCAUAUUUACGAAUUUCAAAAUUUUUACGUUAUUUUUUCUAUAAAAAUUGUGCAUUUACAUUAUGUCAUUUUUGGUUUGGAUUUUUUUCGGGUUUUUCAGCACAAACAAUAUAUGAUCCAUUCUUUGUGGCAGCAUAUAACGUUUUCUUUUCUUCAUUAUCAGUUCUGGCAUUAGGUGUUUUCGAUCAAAAUAUGGAAGUCAAGAAAACUGCUGCACAAUUACUACAAGAGAUCGCCCAAAAACACACGCAAGAAAAGAUUGCAGAUCAACUCAAAAUUGCAUCACUCGAAGUCGAAAAUAAAUUACUUCGUGAAGCAUUAUUCAACAACAAUCAACAAUCAACGUCGUCAUUCAACAACAUGGUUUAUGGUAUUGUUCAAUAUGCUCCGGUGUUAAUUGGCUUAUUAAUGGUUAUUCAUUACUGGAAAUGA